This is a messenger RNA of Phragmites australis (common reed), 1151 nucleotides long. Its product is annotated as MADS-box transcription factor 56-like. Bases 219 to 893 code for a protein of 224 amino acids. NCBI's taxonomy places the organism in Eukaryota, Viridiplantae, Streptophyta, Magnoliopsida, Poales, Poaceae. Gene Ontology annotation, molecular function: RNA polymerase II cis-regulatory region sequence-specific DNA binding; DNA-binding transcription factor activity, RNA polymerase II-specific; protein dimerization activity. Gene Ontology annotation, cellular component: nucleus. The transcript has 8 exons. Gene Ontology annotation, biological process: positive regulation of transcription by RNA polymerase II. The record is from RefSeq and is a predicted model, not a curated record.
CACCCCUAUAAAUCCACCCCGCCCCACCGCGUCUACAGUUCCACACACGCGCAAGAGGCAAUCACUAAGAAAGGAAAGCCGAGGCGGCGAGCCCACCAGUACACCGCCACCUGCCUGCCCCCUUCGCUUUGCCAUUUUUGAUUAUUUGGGGUGUGUUCUAGGAUCGGGUUGGAUUCUGUUUUGGGAGCGGAGGGGAGGAGGAAGAGGGAUCGAUCAGGAUGGUGCGGGGGAAGACGGAGUUGAAGCGGAUAGAGAACGCGACGAGCCGGCAGGUGACCUUCUCCAAGCGCCGCAACGGGCUGCUCAAGAAGGCGUUCGAGCUCUCCGUGCUCUGCGACGCCGAGGUCGCGCUCAUCGUCUUCUCCCCGCGCGGCAAGCUCUACGAGUUCGCCAGCGCCCCCAGCCUCCAGAAAACAAUUGACCGUUACAAGACAUACACAAGGGAAAAUGUCAAUAACAAUACUGUACAACAAGAUAUACAGCAAGUCAAAGCAGAUGCCUUAAGCUUGGCAAAUAAACUUGAAGCCCUUGAAAACUCCAAACGUUGCAGAAAAUUUUUGGGUGAAAAUUUAGAAGAGUGUUCUGUUGAAGAAUUGCACAGCUUGGAGGUUAAACUGGAGAAGAGUCUCCACAUCAUCAGAGGAAAGAAGACCCAACUGCUGGAGCAGCAAAUAGCUAAGCUGAAGGAAAAGGAGAGGACCCUGAUCAAAGACAACAAAGAGUUACGCGAAAAGCAGCGCAACCUUCAGCCGCCACUGGUGGCUCCAGCCUUGAACAGCUGCCCGUGGACGCGGGAUCUGCCGGGCCCUAGCAGCAGAGACAUGGACGUGGAGACGGAGCUGUACAUAGGAUUACCCGGCAGGGAGCGCUCCUCCAACCGGGACUCAGGUUGAAGUCCAUCCAAUGCAGCCACCGGCAGCGUCAGCCAGUGGGUUUUCAGCUCAGCUGAUAGGAAUAAGCUCCGAUCUGCAUGCAUCAAGGGCUCUGCCAGUUCAGUGGUUUACUUGCAACUUAUACAAGUUGUGCUUGAAAAAUCGAAAUCUGUAGUUUGUCUUGCAAAGGUGGAUGGAAGAACAAACGGCUGGGUAGCUAGCUGCAAACCUGUAAGGCUUUCUGAUACAUGAAUCUAUACACCCAGUAUGUUCUCUUCU